AUGGAACCCCCUUCAUAUGAGGAGGCACGUCUCCACCCUCCUGCUCUGCACAUAGAAAGAUACAACAUCCCCCCUCCCCCUUCAUAUCAUGUCUCCCUCCACUCUCCUCCAACACCUCCACCCACCUACGGAGAAGCAGUAGUAGUCCAGCAGAAUCCAUUUCCUGUCCUGACUCCACCUCGGCUGCCAACUGCUGUGACAUCACCUUCACGAAACACUGGAGUCAUAAUCCAUCCAACUACACAAAUAGGUGUAUCAUCGUCUGUCGGCGGCAGACAAACGCAGCCAGUCGUGACCCAGCCGCAGCCUGUUCCUGUCGCAUUGACAUAUCUGGGAGACGUCCCAGCCGUGGUACGCUGCCCGCACUGCCACCGUGUUGUCACCACCAAAGUCACAUACCUGCCUGGGACGGCUGCCUGCUGCAUGUGUUUACUUCUCUUCAUGAUGGGGUUUAUUUGCGGUUGCUGUCUGAUCCCGUUCAUGGUACGUAGCCUACAGAACGCACAUCAUUCCUGCCCGCAUUGUGAAAACCAUCUGUACACAAACUCAAGAUGACACUGUCAGGAUUAAUACGACCCCUCUCCUCCAAGGAUCAACCCAAAAUCUCAUAACAUUCAUAAGAUAUUUUUGUCGCAGUAUGGAUGAAUAAAAUGUAUGUUGUACGAUAGGAAUGCAAACAGUUCACUGCAUAAGCUACUCAGUGAAGUCAAAGUGAAUAUAGGUGAUAAAAAAUAUAUAUUAUUUAAGGUUUUAAAGGAAAUAUUGAUCAAAGUGAAGGACAGAUCUGUAAAUUCAGCUGCAGGAGCUUUUUAAAAAGUGUCCUCUGAAAUUAUAUACACUUACUCUAAGAAGUAUGGUCACUGUUGUCACAAUCUUGUAAAUUCAAGGAUACCCUUGCUUGCAUUUAUGGCAGUCAGAAUUGCUGUCUUUAAUAUGUUAUGCCUAAAAACAUUUUAUUUUCACUUUUUAUUACUAACCUUCUUUUCAAAUACCAUCUCUGACUGUUGAGAUGGUCGAGUUUUACAAUUCUGGAAAAUGUAAGAGUUCUUUAAAGAGCGGACAGGCAUUUCUUGGACACUGAAGAAACAAGGCAAAACACUUGUUGCACUAUUGAACUUUUGUAAGAAUGUAUUUUGGGGUUUAUAAUUCAAUGACAAUGUCAAUAUCAGAGUAAGAGAGUUUGUUUUAGUUGUGCACUACUUUACCAAAUGGGUGCAGGAUAUUCUACAACAACAGCUAAACCAAAGUGAACAGAGCAAUUUUUUGGCCUAACCUUUUCCAGCUACGGGAUUUAGUUCAUAGUUUACAUAUACAAAAGCAUUUUCUAUAUUUAAUAUCAAAAGAUCAAACUGUGUUACUUCUAAAUGCAUACAAAGUUACAUUUUAUGUUUACACUGAUAAUCAAAUGGGCAACUUACCAAGCUUGGAUUUCAGACAUGAUUUUAUUUGUUAAAGCCAACAACAACACAUUGACUUGACAUGUUAUCUUUUCUGUCUGAGUGUGCACCGAAUGCACCACUGACCUCUCCUGCACUAUACUAUUUACUUUAUUGCACAUUUUAAGCUGGCUUAUAUAGCACCGUUAUCAUUUUAUUAAGUAGAUGGAAGUGAAAUGACCUGAUACAAUUCCAGUUUGAACUUUGCCCACCUUGAACAUGAGCUUCAUGAACACCUGUGUGGCUGUGAAGCUCCUUUAAGGUACAAACUGCUACAACUCAAAUGAACUGAAAGAAAUUUUAAAACAAAGAGGUGCACAAGACGAUAGCUACGUUAAAUAUUUUAAUUGUAACUGCAAUUUUUUUUUUUUUUACAUCAGUUAAGUUUAAACCGGGUUAUAAUUCGAUUCAUGCAAAGUAAAUAAAGAUGUAUGAUUAAGAAUUUUUAAUGAUUUCAGCUAAAUCAUGAAUUGCUAAGUACAUCACUUACAGGAUGUAAAAACAUGGGCCUAUGAAGUUGUUUCGCUAGUGAUAUAAACUUAACAUACUGUGAUAUAAACCUGCUGUAAAUACCCGGUUAUUACCUGAAAUAUGAUGCUCAGAAUGCCUGCUAAAUAAGUCUUUCUU
Molecule: messenger RNA, 2063 nt
Organism: Labrus bergylta (ballan wrasse)
Lineage: Eukaryota; Metazoa; Chordata; Actinopteri; Labriformes; Labridae
Product: lipopolysaccharide-induced tumor necrosis factor-alpha factor homolog
Cellular component (GO): nucleus; cytoplasmic side of late endosome membrane; cytoplasmic side of lysosomal membrane
Molecular function (GO): zinc ion binding
Source: RefSeq, a predicted model, not a curated record